GCCUUGGAUAAGGUUUGGCCACAGCAGGAGGCCAGGCAGGCUUUUGCAAAUGCAAUGUUCCAUUCUAUCCCGAGGCCGCCUCUGGCUCAGGCUGUGCGGCGCAACCCAUUUGCGCUGAGCUUGCAGGCCGCGGCGGUUUUUCGCGGCGUGGGGGACAAGGGGCAGAGUGGCGGUCCCCACCCGUGCGGCAGCUGUCCGCCAGCAGCAGUCCCAUCAAGAACGGCCAUGCACCUCGCCGAGCUGGCUCGUCGUCCUCCUGACGGAUGCCCGCGCGGGUUGUCAGGCCAGAGUUGCGGGCCGUGCUCGCGGAUCAUUGGCGGAAAGUUUUGCGGCGGCUCGGCCCAGAGAUGUUGGUGCGGGCUGCGCUGGUGCUUGCACGCAGCGAGGGGCCCCUCAGCGGUUCUUCUUCGCAGCUUGACGCCCCCUGGCGCGAACAGCGCCGGCAUCGCGUGGAGGGUGUAUUGCGCCAGUUGGUGGCUUCAGCUGACGAGGGCCGCCCAGAGCUGCAGCAGUCCGACUGGGCUGCCCUGCUCUGGGCCACCGCGCGCUGCCGCGCAGCUGCCACUGAGCCGGUCCUGGGGGCGGCCGCGGACAGUAUUGGCUCUGCUGGAGCGGCCACGGCUGCCGGCACCAGUCGCGCUGUGGACAGCUUGCUGCCAAGCGAUGCGGCUCGCUGCCUGUGGGCGGCCGCCACGGCGCGCUGGCUGCACCACAGAGGCCUCGUCGAGGGCGCCGCGGCUGCCGUGCAGCAGGAGCAUGUGCUCGCGGAGUGCACGCCGUGGGACCUCAGCAACAUGGCGUGGGCGGUCGCGACCCUUCGCCGUGGGCCGCCAGAGUGUCAGCCAGCCCAGUGGAUCGCGGCCGUGGCCAGCGCGUUCGCGCGGCACGACGGGCCGCAUGCACCGCAGGCAGUGGCCAACAUCCUGUGGGCGGUGGCGAAGGCCUCAGCGCCCAGCGACGACUUACAGGCCGUACUGACUCCUGUCUUAGCUUCGUCUCUUCCGGGGCUCGGCGCCCACGGAGUGACGAGCGCUCUCUGGGCGUAUUCCACCCUCGCCGCCUGGGAAGAGACAGCGUUUCUCGACGCAGCCUGCAACCGUAUGAUCCUACUGCUGCCAGAGGCCGACCCGCACCACAUUGCACGCGCCGCUUGGGCCGUAGCUCGCCUGGGCGUGGAAGGCGAAGGAGCGAGGAAGUCACACGAAUUCUUGUUCGCUGAGAUCGUGAAGUACGUGCACUUGCGUGGCCGGGGUACCAAGGGAGGCUGGCGCAUGCGUUGGGAGGGAUUCAGCAUGCAAGGCGUCGCCAGUCUUUGCUGGUCUUUUGUUCGUGCCCUGCCCGAGCACAAGGUUACGCGCGAGAUGCUCAGGUACGCGAUCAAGCGGGUGGAAGUUUGUAGCCAGGAAGAUGGGCAGAGCGCACAUAGCCAUGCGAACCUGCUUUGGGCAUAUUCCAAGGCCGCAAGCUCUGCGUGGACCGCGGCGGAGUACCCGCACAAGCUCAUGAAGCGCCUCGUUCAGGCACUCUGUCCUCCCUCGCCGCAGCUCGAGGACAAGACUCCGCUUGCCCUCACCACAGCUGCCUCCUCCUUGGCGAGGUUGCACGCGGUGUUGGACACAGAGAGCAAACAGGCCAUUGAGCGAUGGAUGGCGUGGGGCUCGCGGCAGUGCUGCAAGCUGGGGCUGGAGCGGCUCAAGGCGUCCGAGGUGGUGGUGCUUCUCAAGGCGAUGGCGAGCUGCCACAUGCUGCACCCCCGGCUCUUGCUGCGGGGACUGCGUGAUCUCCACGGAGCUCGAGGCAGCCAGCUGCACCCGUUCGAGCUCACGAGCAUCCUCGAAGCGACAGCGCUGGUAAACCCACCCGUCUUGCCAUCGUACGUGCUUGACAUCGUGGGUGCAGCUGUACCUAGAUUCUCAUCCUUUCCCCCCCGAGACCUCAUCACGAUGCUAUGGGCGAUCAGCAGGAUACGUGCGUCGUCCAAUCACGAUCUGGAGGCCGUGUUCGUGGCGGGCACGGCGGCGCUUGCGCAGCACGACUUGAGCGCCCCGGAGGGCGCCCUGGCGCCUGGACUAGACCUUGAGCGGGGAGCUCUUGCGAGAUCUUCGUCAGGCUGCCAACUCACUGUGCGUGAGUUGAUGUGGACCGUGAAUGUUGCAAUGCCGUUGCGCCUCUUGCCAUCUGGCCACGAAGGCCCGCCGUGGCUGCUGCAGCGGCUGGUUGCCCCGUGGGAUGCGCAGCUCGCGCUCUUCCUCGAGAAUCUCCGCCGCGAGGCAGCGGCAGCGGCCCGCGCAGCUCGCGCGCGGGCGGCAGUGCAGGGCGGCGCCGCAUACCGCUUGCGCUCCGCCGUGCAGUGCGGAUCGCUGGACACGCUGGGGCCCCGUUGGACGCGUCUUGCGCUCCAUCGCCUCGGGCUCCGCUACGUCCCUUCCCAGGCUUGGGAGGCGGCGCAGCGCGCACUCGAAGGUCCAGAGGGCGGGCGGCGGCCUGCCAAAGGCGCGUGGCUGCGAGUGGAUGCCUGCUUCGAGCCAUCUACACCAGUCAGCGGGCAAAUGUCUCCGAUGCGCUUCGCCACGGAGCUCUGCGCGUGGCACAGGGGCUCCAGCGACGGGACGCCGAGCCGUGGGGAGGGCAGCUCGGAGGGGGCGGCGCCGCAGCAACCUCGCGAUGGCGGGUGCGGUCCCCUCGUGGCGGUACCUCUGGCAGGCCGCGACCGCAGCCACCACUCAGAGUUUUCUCUCCUGUCGAAGCUCGCCCAGGAGCUGCACAGCAGGGCCGGCAGCCACAGCGGCGAGUGGACUGGGCAGGUGGAGCUGUUCGCCACCGAGGAGCCCUGCCUCUCCUGCCUCGCCGCGGCUGCCCAACUCGGGCACCGGUGGCCAGGCCUGACCGUGAAGGUAGGCUACACGGGCGGCCCCGUGGAGCCUGGCUUGGAGCCCGAGGCGCUGGAGGGGGCGCCGGGGCCUGCGGCACAUCCAGGCCCUGAGUUGGAGGAGGCGGUGCGCCGUUUGCUGCUUGGGAAUCCGGCAGGACGAGGACCCGCCGCGGAUGUCUAUCUGGUCGGCACGGACCCCCGGGUGCAGCGGCUUUGGCAGGAGCUCUCUACAACGGGUGUGCGCCCUUCUGGCCCUGGCGUGGAGGGCAAGAAGCGGGAGUGGCACGAUAAGCUCAAGUUCUUCCUAUCCCACCGGCCACACGCGUUCAAGGUGGAUGGCGGCCCUGGCGGCAAAGCGGUGGUGAUCUUGCUUCAGGAAGGAGACCGCGACGACGAUAGCCAGGAGCGCGUCGCGCAGUUCGACAGGCUGGUGCAUGUUUUGGAAGCCGAGAUCCUGGAGUUGCUAAAGGCUGGCCGCGGCUGUGCCGACGACGCCGGCAGCUUCGGGUAUGCCUCUGUCGAAGACUUGGCCCAGAGGGAGAGCGUAAGCCGUGCCUGGCGACAGUUCCGGGCUGGCUCAUCUGAUAAGUUAGGGUAUUUCUUGCGGCAUUGCGAGCAUUUCGAGGUAUGGCCACCGCGCGGUCCGAAGACGCCAGAUCGUCCAUAUGCGCGGGUGCGCGCGCGCAUCUGAUCCUUGAGUGGAGGCUUGGCAGGAGGGAGGCACGUUCGUUGGACCGAUCGAUGUAAAACAGCA
Prorocentrum cordatum is the source of this 3626-nucleotide messenger RNA. The record is from the annotation of a GenBank genome assembly. Lineage: Eukaryota; Dinophyceae; Prorocentrales; Prorocentraceae.